This is a messenger RNA of Strongylus vulgaris, 375 nucleotides long. Lineage: Eukaryota; Metazoa; Nematoda; Chromadorea; Rhabditida; Strongylidae. The record is from the annotation of a GenBank genome assembly.
AUGGAAAAACAAAGGCGAUAUCGCAGAUUGCUCAAUACCAAUCCGGCUGAUGAGCCACACAUCUUCGGAAGAGUACUUGAAACACGACUUCGAGCGAUUAUAGAGUUGCCUAACAAUCAGUGUGGAUUUGUAAAGGGUGCAGGUACGGUUGACGCCAUCCUUACUGUAUGGAUAGUGAUGGAGAAGUAUAGAGAAAAACGAAGAGAGUCACAUGCAGCUUUUUUUGAUAUGGAGAAAGCUUUCGACAAGGUACCCCAUAAUGUCAUAUGGUGGGCACUGCGGAAGCAAAUGAUUCCAAAAGUAUACAUCCAGUGGCUAAAAAUGUCCUAUCACGGAAGCACAAGCCAUGUGCAAGCUGCUGCAGAGCAGUCAUAA